This is a messenger RNA of Aspergillus affinis, 585 nucleotides long. RefSeq names its product DUF3237 domain-containing protein. Lineage: Eukaryota; Fungi; Ascomycota; Eurotiomycetes; Eurotiales; Aspergillaceae. The transcript is spliced from 4 exons. The record is from RefSeq and is a predicted model, not a curated record. The coding region runs from base 1 to 585 and encodes 194 amino acids.
AUGAGUCCUCCUAUCAUCAACUUCCCAUCCCUUCAGCCUGCCAUUGUGUGGAAGGUCAAUGUGGGUGCUGGCCACCCCAUUGGACCCCGUCAGAGCGGUGCUAGUCUCGUCCACUUUGAAACACCAACUGGCACAGUGGAGACUGUGGAAGGAUUUGAGCCUAAGUUCAAAGCCAAUGUUGUCUUUGGCGCCGACUGGCUCGAGUUCGACCCAGACCAGAAACAUGCCCGAAUCAACAUGAAGGCGAUCGCCCGGUAUUACUAUCGUUCUAUCGAAGAAGACUUCCUCCGAGCUAAUGUCUACCGUAGGACUGAAGACGGAAAGGAGAUCAGCUUUGGCUACACUGGCAUUAUUGAUACCAACGAAGCCGUCCUCAAGAUCUUCCAUCAGCAGCCUGACUCGGUCAGUGUACCAUUCGGGUUCAGCACGGGUGCUCAUACCUUCCACAGCGGUGACCCUGAACUCCAAGAAUUGCAGAACUUUACGUUAAUUGGCAACGGCCGCAUGUUGGUCGACGAGAAGACCCGCAUUAUCACGGUCGAGUCCCGUCUUUCGAAGGUGGUUCCGGCUACAGGGUUUGAUUAA